Molecule: messenger RNA, 2022 nt
Organism: Ichthyophthirius multifiliis
Lineage: Eukaryota; Ciliophora; Oligohymenophorea; Hymenostomatida
Product: oxysterol-binding protein, putative
Exons: 5
Cellular component (GO): cytosol; membrane; intracellular membrane-bounded organelle
Molecular function (GO): sterol binding
Source: RefSeq, a predicted model, not a curated record
AUGGAAGGGUAUUUAAAUAAAUGGAUCAAUAUCUUCCAAUAAUGGAAAGAACGUUAUUUUAUAUUACAUGAAGACUGUCUCCAUUACUGCGAUGUUCAAGGCGGUUAAAUAAAAGGUACAAUCCACUUAAAAAUAGCCAAUAUAGCUUAAGUAAACGAUGAUCCAUUACGCAUAAUAAUAAAUUCUGGAACAAGUUAAAUCGAAGUAAAGGCUCAUACAGUAUCAUCAAAGUUAGAUUGGUUAAAAAAGCUUAAAGAAGCUCAAGAAUAUGCUCGAAGUCAAUUCGAUUCUUUAACAAAAAGUCUACAAGAAUGCAUAUUGAAUAUAGAAAAUGAACGUAAACGUAUUUAUAGAAGUGCUUAAUUAAUAUCUAAUAAAAUAGAUAAUAAUAUUAAUAUGAAUUCUGAUAAUAAUUAAUAAUUAUUAUAUAUAAACUCUAAUUCUAAAAAUGACCAAAUUAACGAAUAAUAUUAUACUGAAAACGGUGACGAAGUGAAUAUAACUUAAUUCGAAAGCUUUAUAGGAGAUGAUUUAUAUUAUUAAAAAAACUUGAAUUCUCAAUAAUAACUAAAUAUACUAGAAAAAAAUGAAAAAAUAAUCUAAAUUCCAGAUUAAUAAUAAUAAAAUUUUAACAUGCCAAUUUCAUAGAAUGCUUUAGUUUCUUUUUUUUAGGAAAAAUGCUAAAUUAGGUAUCGUUUAUUAUCCAGUAACCCGUCUUAUUUGGCAACUCAAAUUUCAAAUGAGCCUAUAAGAAUGAAACUUCCAAAAGUAAAAGACCCAAACGAAAAAAUUAACAUAUGGUCAAUUUUAAAAGACUCUAUAGGAAAAGAUUUAUCAAAAUUUGCUGUUCCAGUUUAUUUAAAUGAACCAAUCUCUAUGUUAUAACGUCUAGCCGAAUAAAUGGAAUAUUCCUAAACUUUAGAUAAUGCAAAUGCUACUGAUGAUACUUGCCUAGCUUUAUGUUAUGCCAUGGGUUUCGCUGCUAGUGUAUAUGCUGCAACUAUUAACCGUACAAAAAAGCCUUUUAACCCUUUAUUAGGCGAGACCUUCGAAUUUAUAGACUCCAAAAACGGUUUUCGUUUCAUAAGUGAAUAAGUAUCUCAUCAUCCUCCAAUAUCAGCUGGUAUAGGUGAAUCAAAUAACUAUAUUUUCUAAGGAGACUCUAAUAUAACAUCAUAGUUUUGGGGAAAAUCAUUUGAAGUGAAACCUUUAGGUCAUUUCCAUAUAAAACUAAAGAGACUAAACCAUGAUAUAACAUUCAAAAAAUGCACCACUGCCGUAAAAAAUAUAUUCAUUGGAUAAAUGUAUUUAGAUCACUAUGGAGUAAUGGAAUUUAAAAAUCACAGUACUGGUGAUUUCGGUGAGCUUAAUUUUCGGGAAAAAAGUGCCUGGAGUGAUAAAGGAUAAUAUGAAAUAGAAGGCUUUGUAAGUAAUAAAUAAGGCUAAGAAAUAUAUAAAUUAAAAGGCAAAUGGAACAGUAAUUUAACUUCUACGAAUAUAACUACUGGAUAAACUAUAGAAGUAUGGAAAAGAUACCCUUUACCUUAAAAUUCGGAAUGGAAUUAUCAUUAUACGUAGUUCGCAUUAUAAUUAAAUCAUUUAAAUUAAGAUAAUAUAAAGUGGAUAUGUCCUACUGAUAGUAGAUUAAGACCAGAUUAAAGGGCUUUGGAAUAUGGGCUAUUAGAUGUAGCGGCAGAUGAAAAAUUUAGGUUGGAAUAAAAAUAAAGGGCUAGAAGAAAAGAAAAUGAAGCUUCAGGAAAAAAACAUGAAAUUUGCUUCUUUGAAUAAAGAGUAGAUCAGCUUACUGGAGAAUUGGAAUAUAAGUAUAAAGGAGGAUAUUGGGAAACUAGGGAAAAGUAAGAUUGGAAUAACUCAGAAGAAUGUUUAAAACAUAGAUCAUAAGAAAAUCCUUAAAAAAGGUAAAUAAGAAGCGAUUCUCCUUCAAGACUAAGAAAAAUCCCUAAAACACCUUGGAAAAUAUUAUUUUUGAGUUAUGAUUGGAUCUUAAGAUUAUUCGUAUGA